CGUGUUUUGCACUCACACUACAAGAUUUCGUCUUUAAUGUGUAUGUACACGCGUAUACGUAUACGUUCUAAGUUUCGUUACGUCACGUGUACUGUCGUCAUAUUUGGCGAUCUCUCGAUGUGUCGGCGAAAAUAUCGAUUAUCCGCGGAUUCGUGGCCUUUGUCAGAGCGAAUAACGAUUAGCACGGGGUGAGUCAGAUCGAAUCUACGUAUUAGCGUGGCGGGGAUAGAUGUCACACAGUACCACGUAUAUGGAACAUAAAAAACCAAAAAAAUGAAAAUACGCAGCCGGUGACUUGGAUCGGAGUUCGUGAUCUCGCGCAUAAUAAGAGAAAGAAAAGGAAAACAUCUAUACGUAUAUAGAACAUCUACUAUUAUUACGCGGAAUUAAAAUUGCGAAAGCUUACUAAUUGUUGGACCGUGUAAAUGGACGCAGAUGCGCCACCGCCGAUCUUGCUGCCGUGCGCGAUUUGCGCGCGGACCUUCAUGCCGCAGUCGUUGGAGAAACACACGAGGAUAUGCGAGCGCGCCGCUGCCAAAAAGCGCAAGCCCUUCGACUCGGCUAAGCAGAGGAUCCAAGGUACUGAGUUGGCCGAAUUCCAACCUAAGCAGGAGAUCCGACGACAUCACCAGGACGAGAGGUCCAGGUCCACCUGGAAGAAGACCCACGACGACUUCUUGCGGACGAUUCGUGAGGCACGCGGCGAUGUUAUGGAUUCGCACAAGCAAUGUAAUUCGCUGAUAUCGUCGGGCGCACCAACACGAGCCAACGAGAAAGGCACAUGUCCCACGUGUAACCGGCAGUUCGGUAUUAAAGCCUAUGAUCGACAUGUGGCUUGGUGCAAAGACAGAGUUACCCGGAUGCCGGUGAGUCCGGCGACCAAUCUGGCGAAGGAACGAUUGGAGGCACGUAUGAGGUAUAGGGCACCGGUUUUGAAAAACCGACGAGCUAUCAAUCGUGAAAAGUACAGCCCGAGCUCGGCAACAAACCAGGCUGCCAAGGCCUCAUUGUCAUCACCGGCGCUGGUUAGACCAAAGGAGACUAUCUCGAGUAUCAGUUGCAAUCGAGAGAGUUCUGUCAGGCAGAAACCUGCUAUUGUAAGACGUUCUGGACAACUCAAGGACUCUCCUCCUUCAUCCGGACCUAUAAAGUCACGUCUUGUCGAUCGUAUGAAUAGCGGUACUUGCAAGGACUACGAUCCCUUUCUGCUGGCCGAGCAGCAAAUGAACGACCUGCUGUCGGAUACGAGUGAUCAAUCUAUAACGGGGAGUCCUAAAGUCCAGCAAACUCGUGAUAUCCUUUAUCCUCUCUCGCACUCCUCCGCCUUUGUAAAAUAUCCUCCUACCGACAGGAGGUCGUCCCUUAUAGCGCCACCUACUGAAUUCGAUGACCUUUUAUCCAAUUUCUCAAGUGAUUCCACUGAAACCAACUCUAUUUCGCGCGAGGUCUUCCUGAAGUCCGACCUCGCGAACAAAAAUGCGACAGAUUCCGUGACCGCAAAACCUGUUAGAGAAUUGGGCAGACGAGUCAUUAUCGAUAAAUCAAAGGCACUGGGCGUCGACGAGCGUCGCGGUGUCGUCAGUGCGGAUAGAUCGCGUAAGAUCUUUGAUAAAGACGCGCUCAGGAAUACAGGACCGUUAAUUAACCGAUCCAACUCGAUCCGAGCCUCGUCUGCGCCCAGAAUCAACUCGGGUCCUGACCGAAAGACCUCAGGCGAUAUGAGAAAGGGUUCCAGAAAUGCUGAGAGUCAGAGGUCGUCUGAUCAGAGUUUCAAUCAAAGAAACAAUAAUUACUCGUCCCUAUGUGGCAGUAACCUCAGUCUCAAUUCGAUCGUCUCCUCCUCGGAGUUGGACGUCAAGCGAUCGAACUCGAUGUUCGACGAACUGAUGACGUCCUUCGAGGAGGACGCGUUUCCCGGACUAAGAUCCUUCCUCAAUAACGAAUCCUUCGAACUGUCCAGCCCCGGCGGUGACAGACAACGAAAUGGCAGCCUGAUCAGCGACGAGGAACUAUCCUCUCCCGACAGCUAUAAGCCGCAAGAUCACAGCAAGCUCAGCAAUGACUCAGCCUAUAGCAGUUUAAAUCGCAAAUAUUCGCACCAUGGACGCAGCGCCAACGACAUGAUCGACCGUCUUGAUGAGGAUGCACCCAGGAACGGGACAUCACCGACUCAGACGACAAUCAAGUACAAGAUGUCCAAGUUCUGUCACGAAUGUGGUCAGCGAUUUCCAGAAACCGCCAAGUUUUGCUGCGAGUGCGGUGUCAAAAGACUCGCGCUGUGAAACGCAACAUUGUUCUCUGAGAGUCGUCUCUAUAUAUCACAUUGUAUUUUGAUAUACUAAAACACGAACUGAAGAAAAAAUAUUA
Messenger RNA from Cyphomyrmex costatus, 2367 nucleotides. RefSeq lists its product as uncharacterized. The coding region runs from base 426 to 2282 and encodes 618 amino acids. Lineage: Eukaryota; Metazoa; Arthropoda; Insecta; Hymenoptera; Formicidae. The record is from RefSeq and is a predicted model, not a curated record. The transcript is spliced from 6 exons.